Penicillium canariense is the source of this 993-nucleotide messenger RNA. Its product is annotated as DNA-directed RNA polymerase I subunit RPA34. Lineage: Eukaryota; Fungi; Ascomycota; Eurotiomycetes; Eurotiales; Aspergillaceae. The coding region runs from base 1 to 993 and encodes 330 amino acids. The transcript is spliced from 2 exons. Gene Ontology annotation, biological process: transcription by RNA polymerase I. The record is from RefSeq and is a predicted model, not a curated record.
AUGGCUCCUGCUUCUUCUUCCUCGAGCGAUAGCAGCUCAAGCAGAUCGACCUCGCCCGAGCUUGAAAACAACCCGAAGCUGACCGUGAAGGCUGCGACCAAAGCGAAGGACGAGAUUGAGGACUCGUCGGACUCGGAUUCAACCUCUGAGUCGGGGUCGGAGUCCGGAAGUGAAUCAGGAAGCUCAAGUGAUAUGGACACAGGCGAGGAUGCCGCCGAAGAACAAGCUUCGGUCAAGAAGGUUCACAUUCCCGGCCCAAACCAGCCAUACAAGCCGCCAGCCGGUUUCAAGUCCGCAAAGAAGCAAACUCCUCCGUCCUCAAACACUUCCUCUAUCUUGUCCAACUUGCGCGGCAAGCAAGUCAUUCAUAUCACCGCCCCGUCAUUUCUCCCUCUGUCUAAAGUCAAGGAGAUUUCUAUGUCUAAAGUCCUGAAAGGGGAGCCGCUCCUCGCAUACGAGGGCAAGAAAUAUGGAAUCCCGGCGGAAACUUUGAACGAAGAUGACCCUGAGGGCAAGUCUUUACUCGUGUACGACGAGACCACUCAGACAUAUUCCACCAAGGCCGACCACAUCCCAAGCUACCAUGUGCAAGAGCUGAUUGGCCUACCAGAGGAGGCUGCUCAGGCCAAUGCUACUGCAAUUGAGAUAUUGCGAGAUGCCGUCAAGCCGCCACGGCCUCAGCCAAAGGGUCUGAAAAUGCGCUUCCGGCCUGUUGGCAGUCUUCCCAGUGCCCCAGAGAAUCUUGGAUCUAGCUCGGAGUCCGAAUCCGAGGAGCCUUCGUUCAAGGUCCCCACGGGUGGAAAGGAGAAGGAGCGCAAGAGAAAGCAUCACCACACCGAGGGAGAUGCCACUCAUGCAAGCAAGGAGCCCCGGAAGAAGUCGAAAAAGCACACACAAGAGAAUGAUGACGAUGUGGAGCGGAGUCAGAAGAAGUCGAAGAAGUCUCACAAGGACCGCGAGGAUAAGAAGCGGAAAAAGUCUGAGAAGGCAUGA